UCCUCCACACAGGAGAGUACCGAAAAGCAAAAAGUCGGUCAGAUUUCCGUGAGAUUCAUUGUAUGACACUGAUGACUUAGCUACCACUUGGAAAAUGGUAAAAUCUCUGUUUCAACAGGCUCUUGACUUUGUUGGUGAUAACCAGAAAAUAUUUAAACUAGACAGCAUAACAGCACUUCCAUGCCAUGUUCAGGAGAAAUUUUUACCAUACCUGAGUGCACAUGACCUGUACUUUUUAUCAGAGCAGCAAUCACAUAAUCUCAAUGCAUUAAUUUUAGACCAGAUAUGGAAUCUUCAUGUACAAAGAAGAUGGUCCAGAGCACAGAUUGUUAUGAAUAUUUUCCAUGAGGCAGGAUUAAAUGAGAAUGCUAAGCUGGUCUAUUUACAAAAAUAUUUUUUGGAGAUUCUAAGUUAUUGUUCAAUCAACUUAAACACUGUUGAUCCAAUAUCUCUAUUCCACUGUCCUCUUCAUAAGAUGAAUAGACCUUGGCCAUCAGACGCAGUAGUGAAAGAUCCUAAUGACUUAACUUUACAUAAGCAAGAUUUAAUGAAAUACUCAAAAUAUGCUGAGACUUUAACUAUUAUUGGUACACAGUGUAGCUGGAUAUGUGGAAAUAUUCAUAUCUUGAAUGCUUUAAAAAAUGUAACUAAAAUAGUGCAAAUACAAGCUGUAAAUGAUAAAUAUUACGAUAGUAUCAAACAUUUACUACACACCCUAAUAAACCAAGGAAAGGUAACUCAUGCUGUAUUUUCAAUGGUCAAAUUGAAUAGGGAUAAUUUAAGUGAUUUAAUGCAAAUUUGUGCUGGCAUACAUUAUGAAAAUCGUAAUGAAAUUGCUGAAAAGACUAGAAGACAAAAUGAACAGAUAGAAAAUGCCACUUUUGACAGUUUUGACAGAUCAGAACAUGAAUUGGGCAAAGAUCUGCCAUCUACCUCAUAUAAUAUACCUGACGUUAACUUUGAUACAAAAGAAACUGUUCAGAUAGUAAAUAAACCAGAUUAUUAUCCAGAGCUGGAUCAGUAUUAUGAGGACCUAGAGAUAGGAAUGGACAACACUUACAAACCUGAUACCAGUAAUGAAACUGAUACCAGUUAUGAAAUUGAUUUAUUUGAUGAAGCAGUUACACCAAUACCUAGCAAAGAUCCAUCAAUUUCAAGAGAAUUUUAUUGCCCAGAUGGGUCAUAUAUUUGUUUAAAAGGAGUUAAAACAUUUGCUAUGCUGAAUACAAAUUCACAUUGUAAAGAAGAUUUUGGAAAUGUGUUGAUUGAAGUUUUGCCACACUGGACAUCUCUAACAAAAUUUGCUAUAUUUGAUACAGAUGCCGAGUCAGAGGAGAUGGUAAAUCAUAUUGUGAAGAAACUUGAGGACCAUCAGUUGACACAUUUAGUUAUAGACGAUGCUAACCUUCACCAGACAUUCUUUGAAAGAUUACUUAAUACAUUCAGAACUCAUUAUAGAAUUUCCAACACAAAAAAUAUGUCACAUAGACCAUUAGAAUUACUUGAUUUCCAAGCAUGCCUAAAGUCUCUUUCUGCAGGUGAUCCUGUACCUUUUGAAGGACCCAUUUGUGGAAUACAGAGAUUAGAUCUGAGUAUGACAACCAUUCUAGAUUCUGGAUUUUCCCUGCUGUUGGAACAUUUGAAGAAUGAUACAGCUCUUAAACACCUUAAAUUAAAUGGAUGUUUCUUAAGAGAAGACCAAGUCCUGAAACUUUUAUCAAUCUUGUCAGAAAAAUGUCAGCUAGAAACUUUGGGAUUAAGUGGAAAUAAAGUGAGGGAGGAUGAAGUAGAGUCAGAGCUGAUCAAAUUUAUGGCAAAUAACAAAAGAUUACAGACAUUAAUUCUAAACUACAGUCGUCUUAGAUGUCAAUUUGUUGACAGUGAUAUUUUUAUGGAAACAGUUUUGACACAUCCGAGCUUAAGAGAAUUAUCUGUAAAGAAUAAUCACUUAAAAGAAACUGUAUGUAGACUUUUGAAGAGGGUGUGUUGUGCCAAGAAUCCUUGUUACCUUCGUAGUCUGAAUAUUGGAUAUAACUGGGUAAAAGGAGCUGAAUUAGUUGAGACAGCACAAGAAAUAAUAGCAUUUAGAAAAUCUCAUCAAAUGUUUGGACCAGUACUAGACUUUUUGUGUCUGAGUGGCAACCGUUUACAUCUGUCUGAUAGCUCUCAGAGCAGAUUGUGGAACGUGUUUGAUGGUUUAGUCAAGGACUUGGAAGUAGAUAGGAUAGAUUAUAACAGACCAUUUGAUGAACAUCUUGCCCAGAUGUAAAAUGUAUAAUUGUAUUGUGAUUUAUAAUGGAUAUUUUGAUAAUGAAAGCAAUAUUUAUUAAAAUGUUAUUAUUUUC
Molecule: messenger RNA, 2345 nt
Organism: Mytilus californianus (California mussel)
Lineage: Eukaryota; Metazoa; Mollusca; Bivalvia; Mytilida; Mytilidae
Exons: 12
Coding region: 95-2269 (724 amino acids)
Molecular function (GO): GTPase activator activity
Source: RefSeq, a predicted model, not a curated record